AUGUAUAAUUCUACAUAUAUGUUCGAUGAUGACUGUGAUGAAAUCCCUACCCAGCAUGCUAUUCAAGAAAGUUUACAAGAUAUGCAUAAAAAAGAAACAAGUGCGGAUGUAGCAGAGAAUGAGAGUUUCCAAUUUGUUGCAAGCAAAGAACGUGGAAAGAUAAUUACAGCUAUUCGGACAGGCCAAGAGGAGGCCUUGAAGAAGCUGGUGAAGCACAGUUCUGCUUUUGAAGAGGCAGAUCAGCAAGGCUGGCUUCCUGUGCAUGAAGCUGCAGCACAGCUAAAUAAGAAUAUUCUAGAAAUAACUUUGAAAGCCUCCAAUGCCAUUACAUGGGAACAGACCACUCUAAAAGGCGAAACGCCUCUUUUCAUAGCAGUGAGAAAUUGCUUUGUAGAUAACGUCCACUUUCUCCUGCUCAAUGGCUGCAAUCCCAAUGUUAAGAAUGAGGAAGGAGAUUCUCCUUUAGUUACAGCAAUUAAACACGAUUCAUAUGAGAUUGCCUCCUUGUUGAUAAGUUUUGGUGCAAAAGUGAAUUUGCAGUGUGUCCACAAGAGGACUGCUUUACAUGAGGCAGCCAGACUAGGCAGAAAGGAUCUGGUGAAGCUUCUGCUUUGUUCUGGAGCAGAUCCUGAUCCUCGCAGUGGAUAUGGGCUCACACCUCUAGCACUGGCUGCACAGACUGGACAAACAGAAAUUAUGGAGCUUUUACUGCGAAAAGGUGCUGAUGUUCUUUCACAGGCAAUGGAUUGUGCUUCUGUAUUAUUUGAAGCAGCAGGAGGAGGAAAUCCGGAUUCACUGAACCUUUUACUAGAACAUGGGGCUGAUGCUAAUGUACCAAAGCACUCAGGCCAUUUGCCAAUUCAUAGAGCUGCAUAUAGAGGACACUUUCUAGCCUUAAAGAACUUAGUUCCAGUUACUAAUUUUGAUGCCAUUAAAGAAAGUGGGAUAAGUCCAGUUCAUUCAGCUGCAGCUGGAGCACAUCCUCAGUGCCUUGAGUUUCUCCUCAAAUCUGGGUUUGAUGCCAAUUUUAUGCUGGAUCAAAGAGUUCGCAAAGGCUAUGAUGAUCACAGGAAAUCAGCAUUGUACUUCGCUGUUUCAAAUGGAGAUAUCUGUUCAACACAGUUACUGUUGAAUGCUGGAGCCCUGCCAAACCAAGAUCCCAUCAACUGUCUCCAAAUAGCCUUGAGAAUGGGCAACUAUGAGUUAAUGAAUCUACUGCUCCGGCAUGGGGCUAAUGUCAAUUAUUUCUGCAGAGUGAAUACAACACAUUUUCCAUCAGCGCUACAGUAUGCGCUGAAAGAUGAAGUCAUGUUAAGAAUGCUGAUGAAUUAUGGGUAUGAUGUACACCGCUGCUUUGAUUGCCCUCGGGGAAACAGCUCCCAUUCCCAGUACGUGACUGAUGGAUGGACUUCUACUGUUAUCAAAGAUACAAUGUUCUGUGAAGUGAUCACCUUGUCAUGGCUGAAGCAUCUGUCUGGGAAAGUAGUGCGAAUAAUGUUAGAUUACGUUGAUCAUGUUAAUAUCUGCUGGAAGCUAGAAGCAGUUCUCAAAGAACAGGAACUCUGGCCAGAAAUCAAUUCAAUUUUAACAAAUCCUCGCUCUUUGAAACAUCUUUGCCGUCUGAAGAUAAGGGAAUGCAUGGGCCGGUUGCAUCUCCGUUGUCCCGUCUUCAUGACCUUCCUCCCACUGCCAAACUGCUUGAAAGACUACAUACUAUACAAGGAAUAUGAUCUCUAUGGACAGGAAAGCUUUUUAGGAACCUACAAUCUCAACUGCACCUAA
This is a messenger RNA of Rhea pennata, 1782 nucleotides long. RefSeq names its product ankyrin repeat and SOCS box containing 14 (gene ASB14). The transcript has 10 exons. Gene Ontology annotation, biological process: intracellular signal transduction. Gene Ontology annotation, molecular function: protein binding. Gene Ontology annotation, cellular component: nucleus; cytoplasm. NCBI's taxonomy places the organism in Eukaryota, Metazoa, Chordata, Aves, Rheiformes, Rheidae. Bases 1 to 1782 code for a protein of 593 amino acids. The record is from RefSeq and is a predicted model, not a curated record.